Molecule: messenger RNA, 1689 nt
Organism: Drechmeria coniospora
Lineage: Eukaryota; Fungi; Ascomycota; Sordariomycetes; Hypocreales; Ophiocordycipitaceae
Product: vacuolar aspartyl aminopeptidase Lap4
Exons: 2
Coding region: 1-1689 (562 amino acids)
Biological process (GO): proteolysis
Cellular component (GO): fungal-type vacuole
Molecular function (GO): zinc ion binding; metalloaminopeptidase activity
Source: RefSeq, a predicted model, not a curated record
AUGACGAAGCGUACGCCGAACCAAGCGAGCGCCAUGUCCUCAGAGUUUCCCCUGAACUAUCAGUGGACGACGACACCGAUUCCAGCGUCGGCUCCCCACCCCGCCUCGAUGCAUGCCGCCGCCGUCGCCGCUCCUGGACCUGCGUCCGAGACUGCGUUUGCCAUGCGAACGAGAAGCCUCUUCGGAGCCGACGUGGACGGUCGUGUGCCGACGGACAACCGCCCCUGUGGCAGCUGUCUCGCCAGGCUCCCGCCAAGCGAGCCCCAGCAAGCUCCCGGCCGAAGCGGCCACGCCGUUGCCUGCAAACCCGAGGCCUUCACCAAGCCUUUCUGCGACUUUCUGCAGGAGAACCCGACCGUGUUCCAUACGGUCGAUUACUUCAAACGAAUGUUGAACCAGUGUGGCUUCCACGAGCUUCCUGCCCGUGACUCCUGGUCGGGCAGGAUCCAUGCCGGUGGCAAGUACUGGGUCACGCGCAACGGCAGCUCCCUCAUCGCGUUCACCGUCGGCAAAGCCUACAAGCCCGGCAGCGGUGUGGGGAUGAUUGGAGGCCACAUCGACGCCCUGACGGCGCACCUCAAGCCCAUCAGCACCAAGCCCACCAAGGCCGGCUACCUCCAGCUCGGCGUCGCUCCCUACGCCGGCGGCUUGAACCAGACUUGGUGGGACCGCGACCUGAGCAUCGGCGGCCGCGUCGUCCUCCGCGAUGCCGACUCCGGCAAGACCACGACGAGGCUCGUCAAGGUCGAUUGGCCCAUUGCCAAGAUUCCCACGCUCGCGCCCCAUUUCGGCCUCGGCAUGUUCGGCCAGAACAACAAGGAGACGCAGGCGGUGCCCGUCAUCGGCCUCGAGAGCGCCUCCGACGACGAGGUCCUCGGCCCCGUCGGCUCCUUCGUCAACACCCAGCCCCCGCGACUCGUCAAGCUCAUCUCCCGCCAGCUCGGCAUCAGCGAAUACAGCUCCAUAGUCAACUGGGAGCUUGAGCUGUACGACAGCCAGCCCGCUCAGACGUGCGGCAUCGACAGGGAGUUCAUCACCGCCGGCCGCAUCGACGACAAGCUCUGCUCCUGGUCCGCCAUGAUGGGCCUCCUCACCGCCAACCACGAUGGCCCUUCCGACAGCUACAUCAAGCUCGUCGCCCUCUUCGACGACGAGGAGAUUGGCUCCCUCGUCCGUCAGGGCGCCCGGAGCAAUUUCCUACCUCUCGUCGUCGAGCGCGCCGUCGAGGCCCUCAACCCGUCCACCUUUGGCCCUGGCCUCGUCGGCCAGACGUACGCCCGCUCAUUCCUGCUCAGCGCCGACGUCACCCACGCCGGCAACCCCAACUUUCUCGAGAGCUACCUCGAUCAGCACGUGCCCAAGCUCAACGUGGGCAUCGCCAUCUGCAGCGACUCCAACGGCCACAUGACGACCGAUGCCGUCUCCACCGCCAUCCUCCGACGCGUCGCCGACCUGUGCGGCGCCCGCACCCAGGACUUCCAGAUCCGCAACGACUCUCGCAGCGGCGGAACCAUCGGCCCCACCCUAUCCAGCCUCAUGGGCGUCAGGGCCGCCGACGCCGGCCUGCCCCAGCUGAGCAUGCAUUCCGUUCGUGCCACGACGGGUGCCCUGGAUCCCGGCCUCGGCGUCCACUUCUUCAAGGGCUUCCUGGACUUUUGGGAGCAAGUUGACGGCGAGUGGGAGCACUAG